Saccostrea echinata is the source of this 4186-nucleotide messenger RNA. RefSeq names its product ribosome biogenesis protein BMS1 homolog. Bases 68 to 3859 code for a protein of 1263 amino acids. Gene Ontology annotation, cellular component: nucleus; 90S preribosome. NCBI's taxonomy places the organism in Eukaryota, Metazoa, Mollusca, Bivalvia, Ostreida, Ostreidae. The record is from RefSeq and is a predicted model, not a curated record. Gene Ontology annotation, molecular function: GTPase activity; GTP binding; U3 snoRNA binding. The transcript has 22 exons. Gene Ontology annotation, biological process: endonucleolytic cleavage of tricistronic rRNA transcript (SSU-rRNA, 5.8S rRNA, LSU-rRNA); ribosome biogenesis; maturation of SSU-rRNA from tricistronic rRNA transcript (SSU-rRNA, 5.8S rRNA, LSU-rRNA).
UGUGGUGUGAUACUUCAUUCUGUUCUGAUGAAGACUUGCUGAUUUACUUGUAAAACAAAUUACAAAAAUGGAGGAAGAUUCCAGUCAGAAGAAACACAGAAAGCGACAGGCGGGUCCCAAGGCUGUAAAGAAAAAAGCCAAGAAUAAACACCAGCAGAAUUUAACUCCCCAACAGAGAAACCCCAAAGCCUUCUCUAUUCAACAUGCUCAGAAAACGGCCAGACUUAUUAAGAGAACACAGGAUAUACAAACAAAGAAGCAGCACAUUCCUGUGGUAGACAGGACACCACUGGAACCGCCGCCAAUAGUGGUGGCCAUCGUGGGCCCUCCUAAAGUGGGCAAGUCUACCCUGCUACAGUGCAUUGUCAAAAACUUCACCAAACAGAGGCUGGCUAAUGUCCAGGGACCGGUCACUGUUGUGUCUGGUAAGAGUAGACGACUGACUCUGAUGGAAUGUAAUAAUGAUAUCAACAGCAUGAUUGACCUGGCCAAAGUCGCAGAUCUCGUAUUACUGCUGGUUGAUGCUAGUUUUGGUUUUGAAAUGGAGACUUUUGAGUUCCUGAACAUAUGCCAAGUGCAUGGCUUUCCUCGGAUCAUGGGGGUAUUGACUCAUCUCGAUGCUUUCAAGGAUAAUAAGCAAAUGAGGAAAACCAAAAAAAGAUUGAAACAUAGAUUUUGGACUGAAGUUUACCAGGGGGCCAAACUGUUCUAUCUGUCAGGAAUGGUUAACGAGGAAUACCAGAAGACAGAAGUUCACAAUCUGUGUCGCUUCAUCUCGGUGAUGAAGUUCCGCCCUCUACAGUGGAGACUUACUCAUCCUUAUGUCCUCGUUGACAGAAUGGAAGACAUUACUGACCCUGAAGCAAUUCGACAGAAACCAAAGUGUGACAGGAAGUUGUCUAUGUACGGCUACGUUCGAGGGACUCACAUAAAGAACCAUUCUAUGAUCCACAUACCAGGUUGUGGUGACUACUCUAUCAGCGACAUGCAGAGUUUACCUGACCCCUGCCCAAUGCCAGACAAAGAGAAGAAAAGAACACUCCAUGUCAAGGAGAAAUUGAUCUAUGCUCCGAUGUCCGGGGUGGGAGGAGUUAUAUACGACAAAGAUGCUGUGUACAUAGACCUGGGUGGAAGUCACUCUCUCAAACAGAAUGAAGAGGAACCUGAGGCUCCUAUGAAUGAAUUGGUUGCCUCCCUCAUGAAUGUCAACAAUCCAUUGGAUGAGAAAAUGACCUCCAGUCACAUGACUUUGUUCUCUAAUGCUGCUCCUAUCACAGACUUACAAGAGGAGGAUAAUUCAGAUGAUGAUGAAGGAAUUUCAAGAGUCCGCAGAUUGGCUGAGUUUGAUCCUGAAACUGAUCACAAUCAGGGAAAGCAGACAGAAGACUUGGUGUUUGAUGACAGUGAAGAAGAAGAGGAGUCAUUCAGUCUGUUUUCAAAUUCUGUGAAAAAACAAAAGAUGACAAAAUCUAAACAAUCAGAGAGGACUGAUGAAAACGGAGAAUCUGACCCCGGAUCAGGUAGUGACUCUGACAUGGAGGUUAAUGAGGAGGAAAUAGGAAAUUCUCAAACAAGGGUGGAAGAUAGCUCAGAUUCUGAAGAGGAAGAAACUGUAAAGAAAAAACCUAAAUUAUCAAGGACUCCGGACAGUACAAAAUCUGGUGGUUCUCUAAAAGUUUCUGGUGCUAGUGAGACUAAACAUAAAAAGGAAAAAAGUAAAACAUCCAGUAAUAAUUCACAAAUUGGAAAUGUUAAUUAUUCUGGAAGGUUAUUGGUGGAUAAUGAUAAGAAUAAUGAAAGGGAAGUUGAUUCUGACAGUCCUGAGGAUGAUGAAGGCAGUGAAGAGGAGGAAGAUGAUGUUAAAGAAGAGGAAGGCAGUAUUGAAGAUGACUAUGAUGAAGGUACAGAGGAGGAAGAAAAUGAUGAUGAUGAUGAUAAUGAUGACGAUGAUGAUGAUGAUGACGAUGAUGAUGAUGAUAGCAGUGAGGAUGGAGAUGAAGAAGAGGGACAUUUAAAAUGGAAGACCAACAUAGCUGCUGCAGCCGCGGAAUCCUUCAGAAGGAGAAAGUCGGAGAGGAUUAAUUAUAGGAAGCUUAUUUAUGGUAAAGUUGAGGAAGAGAAGGAGGAGGUGGAGGAAGAAGAGGAGGAUUUAGGAGGAUUAUUCAAAGUCCUAAAGAAGAAAGAGGAGAAAGGAAAUCCUAAAUUGACAGCUAACAUGACAGACAGUUCUAAGUGUGUGCCUGACAAACUACAGGACUGGGAUAUUGAUGAGGUGCAGGAUUUGAUCAGAGAUUGCUUUGUGACAGGAGAAUGGGAAAAGAGUGAGGAUGCUCAGGCACUGCUUGACCAAGAUGAUGAACUGUAUGGAGACUUUGAGGAUCUAGAAACUGGAGAGGUUCACCAUGGUGAUGAAGAUGAAGAAGAUGAUGAAGAGGAUGAUGAUGAUGAUGAUGAUGGAGACCCAUCAAAAAAGAAAAAAACGAAAGCUCAGAAGACAGCAAUCGAAAGAAGAAUGGAAAAAAAAGAGAAGCUUAAGGAAUUAUUUGACAAAGAGUACGACAUGAAGGCCGAUAACCAGUUCUAUGAGAACUGGAAACAGGAGAAUGAGGAACAAGCCAAGUUGAAUCGAGCGGAGUUUGAGACUAUGGAGGACGGCCUACGUGUGGGGUAUGAGGGGUUCAGGCCAGGAAUGUAUGUCAGGGUGGAAUUAGAGAGACUCCCCUGUGAACUCACUGAGAACUUUGAUGCUACAUAUCCCCUCAUCCUUGGGGGACAACAGAGUGUGGAAGGGAACAUAGGAUAUGUCCAGACUCGUAUGAAGAAGCAUAGGUGGUACAAGAAGAUUCUGAAGAGUAAAAAUCCUCUAAUUAUCUCCCUUGGAUGGCGGAGAUUUCAGUCCAUUCCUCUUUACUCAAUACAGGACCACAACUUCAGAAAUCGUCUCCUCAAGUACACCCCACAACAUCUCCAUUGUCAUGCCUGCUUCUGGGGUCCUAUAACACCACAGGGCACAGGAUUACUGGCUGUAGAGUGUGUGGCUGGGAAAGAGCCUGGCUUUAGGAUUGCUGCCACAGGUGUGGUUUUGGAGCUUGAUAAAUCAAUACAGAUUGUCAAGAAAUUGAAACUUACAGGCACUCCUUACAAAAUCUACAAGAAAACAGCAUUCAUUAAGGGUAUGUUUAACUCUAUUCUGGAAGUGACAAAGUUUGAAGGAGCUAAGAUUCGGACAGUGAGUGGUAUCCGAGGACAAGUGAAGAAAGCACUGAGGAAUCCAGAAGGAGCAUUUAGGGCCACAUUUGAGGACAAGAUUCUCCUUAGUGAUAUUGUGUUCAUGAGGACUUGGUACCCUGUUGAGGUACCUCAGUUUUAUGCCACUGUGACCUCCCUGUUGUUACCCCCAGCAGAAAAGGCAGGCUGGGUGGGAAUGAAAACUCUGGGACAGUUGAAGCGAGAGAAAAGUAUAGCAGCCCCAGUGAGGGAGGAUUCAUUAUAUAAGCCUGUUGAAAGAAAAAAGAGAUACGAGCCAAAACUGAAAAUACCCAAGGAACUCCAGAAGAUGUUGCCUUUUAAGGACACACCAAAGUCUGUAAAAGAGAAAGAGGACCCAUACAAAAGAGUGGCUGUCAUUUUAGAGCCACAUGAAGCAAAGGUUAACAAACUGAUGAAGAUGGUUAAGAAUCUCUAUCAACACAAAAUGAGGUCGGACCGAAUGAGAAUGAGAGAAAGGGUUGCUAAACACCAGAAAGAAAUAGAAAGGAUCGGAGCAAUCAAGUCUAGAAAACAAAAACAAGUCAAGAAAGACAUCUACAGGGCACUGGGCAAAUUAGAGAAACAGAAGAACAAAUACAAAAAGGACUGAGGAAUACUUCAUAGGACAUAAGACAAGCCUUUUGUUAAGGGAAGAGGAAAAGUUGCCACUGCAUUCAGUCACAAUCUGAGAUUGAUGAUGGAUACCAGUACACAUGUACCUGAAGAGAACAGGAAUAUGAAUUAAACUUUGUGACUUAAAAUGCACUAAAAAUACAAUGAAAUUCUUGAUGCAGGGGGCAUAUAACAACAGAAACAAAUCAACAAGAGUACUUCGUUAGCUAAUUUUGACAAUGUGUUUAGAGACUUGAAAUAUCUAUAAUGCAAAGAUAAACAGGCAUAAAACAUGAAUGAAGAUCUAGGUAUUUUUGUUUUUCAU